Thunnus maccoyii (southern bluefin tuna) is the source of this 3914-nucleotide messenger RNA. RefSeq names its product mitogen-activated protein kinase 11 (gene mapk11). Gene Ontology annotation, cellular component: cytoplasm; nucleus. Gene Ontology annotation, molecular function: MAP kinase activity; ATP binding. Gene Ontology annotation, biological process: intracellular signal transduction; protein phosphorylation. The record is from RefSeq and is a predicted model, not a curated record. The coding region runs from base 78 to 1196 and encodes 372 amino acids. NCBI's taxonomy places the organism in Eukaryota, Metazoa, Chordata, Actinopteri, Scombriformes, Scombridae. The transcript is spliced from 13 exons.
CAGUCAUUUCCAAGCGACAGGUGAACACACAUAAAUCUGGUAUAUCGGGCUAAUGCGGCGCUCAGAGACAAGAGGGGAUGCGGGAGAUGAUCAUUGGUCGGCUUGGAGAAAUGUCGGCCAGACCGGGAUUCUACCGGCAGGAGCUGAACAAGACUGUGUGGGAGGUUCCGGAGCGGUACCAGAACCUGACGCCGGUGGGCUCCGGAGCCUACGGCUCGGUGUGUUCAGCAUACGAUGUCGUCUUACGGCAGAAGGUUGCGGUGAAGAAGCUGUCCAGGCCUUUUCAGUCUCUGAUCCACAGCCGCCGCUCGUACCGGGAACUCAGACUGCUCAAGCACAUGAAACAUGAGAAUGUAAUAGGGCUUCUGGAUGUCUUCACACCUGCUGCAGCUUUAGAGGACUUCAAUGAACUCUACCUGGUGACUAACCUGAUGGGUGCAGACCUCAAUAACAUCGUCAAAUUUCAGAGGUUGUCAGACGAGCACGUGCAGUUCUUAAUUUACCAGCUUCUCCGUGGCCUCAAGUACAUCCAUUCAGCAGGAUUGAUCCACAGAGACCUCAAGCCAAGUAAUGUGGCAGUGAAUGAGGACUGUGAGCUGAGGAUCCUUGACUUUGGAUUGGCAAGGCAAACAGAUGAUGAGAUGACAGGGUACGUGGCAACUCGCUGGUAUAGAGCGCCAGAGAUCAUGCUGAACUGGAUGCACUACAAUCAGAAUGUUGAUAUUUGGUCAGUGGGAUGCAUUAUGGGGGAGCUGCUCAAGGGAAAAGUCCUUUUUCCUGGCACUGACUAUAUUGACCAGCUGAAGAGAAUCAUGGAGAUGGUUGGGACUCCAACGCCCGACCUCUUAAAGAAGAUCUGCUCUGAACAUGCACAGAAGUACAUCCAGUCUCUGCCUUUCAUGCCCCAGCAGGACCUGGAAAAGAUCUUUAGAGGGGCAAAUCCACUAGCUGUUGACCUGUUGAAGCGCAUGCUGGUUCUGGACUGUGAUGGGAGGAUCUCUGCCAGUGAGGCUUUGUCCCACCCCUACUUCUCACAGUACCACGACCCAGACGACGAGCCAGAGGCCCCGCCUUAUGAUCAAACACUGGAGAGUAAAGACCGAACUCUAGAAGAAUGGAAAGAGUUGGUAUUUGAAGAGGUGAACAGCUUCAAAGCACCUGCCAGCAAGACUGAUAGCCUUCAGGUGGAGCAGUAAGCAUCUUUCUGCUCUGCCUCGACCUUCACCUGGAGAAGGACCACAUACUCAUAGAGUGGGAGAAGGACUGUGGAAGGCCGAAUGAAGAAAACUCUGCAUCCCCUGGGCAUGGCACCUCUUCCCUCUGCUCAGUGUGACUGUGUUUGAUUGCCUGUCAUGAGUUUAUUUGAGCAGCAGGGCAGGACGGUCUCCACGGGAUCAGAUGCACACAUUACAAUUACAGGGAGCAUUUUAGAAUCAGAUACAAGGAUGUCUCCAGACCGGAAAGUUGCUUCCUCUUAUGUUUCCGCUCAGUGAGGCUAAAAUGAGGAACAGUUCAACGUGGCUACAACAGGGGUGAUUCAUAUGAGGGAGCAAUUUUACAGAACUGAACUGUGUUUACAGACUGAUAGAGGGCGAACAGGAGAGAGCAAAAAUGCACACUAGGAUUUCCAAAGCAACCACAGAAAGCCGUCUUGUCCCUCAUUGUGACAAAUUCCAUAAGCAGUCACUGCUAAGAUUUUCAAAUAUGGAAUUCAUGUUUAAAGGCUUGCAGCAAUGCCACAUCAUAUCACAGAACAGCUUAGCCUACAUACUACUGCAUGAUUUUUGUGUAUUUUAUUAUUACAGCAUAUUACUGGUACUGUAUUAUAACCAUUAAGACUGCUUAUUGCAUCUGCCACACACUGCUGUUAAGCCAGCCUGAGGGCCAGAGAGAGGCAUUACCAGGAAAUGUGACAGACCUUCAACCAGUUUUAUCUGUAGUUUCCACACAGAAAAAAAUAAAACAAAAGCAAACAAAAAAAGCACUGUUCUUCCUCGGAUGAAAACCAUCCUCUCCUGCUUACAGAAUAGUAAACACCAACUGUGCUAUUAAUUAGCAAGGUAAUUAAUAUAUGCCAAAGCUGGAACAGAGUGACUGCACUGCAGGUCUGUGUUUACAGUGUGAUCUCGCUUCUCAUAUACAGUUUCUGCUGAUGGCUGGGUUCUGAUCACCUGUUGGCUUUGGGCGCCACUCCAUCAGGUUUCUGUAGUUCUCUGCUGUGUCUUUUACAGGCAGGUUUGUGUUUACAGUAACUUAGAUGGUGGGCAUUUGGUAAACUGUUAGAAACAGUUUCCAGAAGGUGAGUGCUGGAUAAGAAUAUGUUAUACAGGCUGAUGUUUCCCAUAAAGCCGACAUGUUUGGCUGCUUGUGGCAACCAGGGAGCUGGGUGAUCUUUUAAGUUUUUUCAGCAUCUUUUGUAUGUUAAAAAAUUCAGAUCAUCUGUGACCACAGCUUAAAAGCAUAGGGGAUGUUCUUUAUCACGGUUGCGGGUAUUUCAAUGACGUUGCAGUUUGUUGCCACAUUGUUAUACCCGUAAUUAUAUUAAGAAACAUCCUCUCAGGUGCCACUUGUAAAAUCUAGAAAAGGCAGCAUUAGCUCAGUGAAUAUGCUGAUUAUUGCAACAAACGCCUGACUUCCUCACUGACAUUGUGUCAUUCCGUUUGCAGCACACUUGAGUUUUAGUUCUACAAAAAAUAAUUGCUGAGGUAGAAAUAGUCUGGUUGUGUUAAACCACAGUACACAAGGCCAGUGAACCACGGGAUUUUGAGCUCAAUACUGGAGUGAAAAAGUCAAAGGUUAAAAUGGAUAAAGAUAAUGAAAGGUCAGCACUUUUGACUAAAUAGAUAUAGUACAGUUUGGUAACAGGCAUCUUGGGUGGCCAGAUACAGUAACUAUCUGAUAAUGUUUAAUGGAAUAUAAAUCAAUUUAUGUUCACACACCUGAGAAACUGUUAGAAGGAUGUUAAUUCAGCUGCUCAAACCAUUUCCAGUAGUGGUUUGAAAUGGUUUGAAUCUCCCCAAGUUACACGCAUGUGAAGUUAAAUGCAGCUCCUGUUAAGUGCAACACAGAAAUAGUACUAGUAUAACUACUGCUAUGAAUCAACUUCAGAUAUAAUUAUGCUCAUAUCUUGCACUUAAUAGCUAUACUAUCUGGAUACAAGUUGGAUACCAAUAGCAGGUGUAAAGGAGAUACAUGUUUCCUAGGUCAGUUAGUUUGCCUAGCUGACCUGGUAGCACUUUAGGUUAGCUAAAGAGCUACAAGCUAGCUUUGAUUUUAACCUAGCAAGGUUAAACCCUAAAUAUGUUUAAAUCUGUUGUAUUUUAAUGUAUACUUUGGUGUGUUUCUUUAUUGUCAUGCCAGGAAAAUGGUGGUGCUUUGGCUCCACCCUCUCAAGUUUAAAUCAACUGAUGAGAUGAUUUCUGCCUCAAAGAAAUAUUUUUUCGACUAAAACAGCAAUUUACCAUUUAGGUAUCAUUUUGAGGAACAAUUUUUUUCUCCAUAUUGGUUCACACUGGAGUGCUACAUGUAGCCUUUUGUGCAACUCGUCCAAAUAGGAUGCAAAAUGUUGAAUUUACAGUCCAAAUGAAUCUAAACUGUUUGUCUCAGUCGAAGUGUGUUCGAGCUCUGUCAGUUUCUGAAUGUUGAAGUGUUACUGUGUGCUUAUGUGGAUGUUGUACAUGUGGUGGAUUUGUAUAGCAACUUCAAACCGAAUGUAUAGGUAUACUGUAUGUACGUAUGUUACAAGUAAGCAAUGUCUUUUGAAUACAUGGUGGCAUGUGAUUCAACAGUAGCCAUGAGUUUCACAUCUCUAAACUGAAUGUCAACUCUUGAUUUUCAAAUGAUUCUUUUCUCAUUCAUCGUCAACGGGUAACAUGACUUGUCUUGGCUUCACAGAAUAAACAUAAUUUCUGUUU